Laccaria bicolor S238N-H82 is the source of this 978-nucleotide messenger RNA. RefSeq lists its product as uncharacterized. NCBI's taxonomy places the organism in Eukaryota, Fungi, Basidiomycota, Agaricomycetes, Agaricales, Hydnangiaceae. The coding region runs from base 1 to 978 and encodes 325 amino acids. Gene Ontology annotation, biological process: spliceosomal complex assembly; regulation of mRNA processing; protein phosphorylation. The record is from RefSeq and is a predicted model, not a curated record. Gene Ontology annotation, molecular function: ATP binding; protein kinase activity. The transcript has 5 exons.
AUGCGCCCGCCCAGCUAUACUCUCCUGGAAAACCUCAAGCGGAUCAUGCGCUCAAUCAAAUUCUUCGGAAAACGUAAAAGGUCGCUCCGCACGACGGCAUAUGAUAGUACAAUGUAUUGGGAUUGCGAGAAACAUGGCGAACCCUCUUCGAGGGAGGUUUACCUUCCGGCGCGUGUUUGGGACACGCUCAACCCAUCUGAGCGGUACGCAUCGGUCGCGGACCUGUGUGCGCACGCUGGAGAACAACUCCCCAUUCAAAUCGUGAAGCUCAUCGCGAGGGACAUCAUUCGCGAACUGGAAAAGAUACACGCUUCGUGUGGAACGCAUGGAGAUAUAAAUCCAAACACCAUCUUACUCUCUCCAACGGACAUGAGGUGCCUGAUAUUCCAGUUCUGCAAUGGGUCCCAAACAUCCUUGGCGCUCUCAGAAUCAUCUGCGGGCACUCUUCUUGACGAAUUCCUCGCUUCCGCAGACUCCAACCCUAUCUUCCGUUUAUCAACGGUUCCCACAGUACCCGAAGACGGGUACCAUUUGACGUAUGCAGACAGCCCUGCACUACGCGCGCCGGAAUACAUUCUUGGCGGUCCUUGCGAUUCUAGUACGGAUAUCUGGACCCUGGGAUGCGUCCUCUUCGAGCUGCUUACAGGAGAGGCCCUCUUCGAUCCCCAAUUUCAGACGGUCGAACUAGGACUGUCAUCUGACGAAUCGCAUCUCAUUCAAAUAAUUGAACUCUUCGGAACUUUCCCAUUGGAUAUGGUUCUGUCAGGGAAAUACAGCCAGCGCUGGUUUACGCAAGAAGGUAACCUCAAGAUAGACACCACUUACUACCCGAUCUCCCUUGCAACAGUUUUGCAGAGGAAAAUAGCUAGGCGCGACGUCGUUGGAACGGCAGCGUUCCUUGAUGGGCUUCUCCAACUGCAGCCAGAUCACCGAGAAAAGCCGAAAGAUAUCGUCAAUCAUCUGUGGUUUGUGACUUGA